Molecule: messenger RNA, 3824 nt
Organism: Solanum dulcamara
Lineage: Eukaryota; Viridiplantae; Streptophyta; Magnoliopsida; Solanales; Solanaceae
Product: pentatricopeptide repeat-containing protein At4g04370
Exons: 7
Coding region: 357-2630 (757 amino acids)
Biological process (GO): RNA modification
Cellular component (GO): intracellular membrane-bounded organelle
Molecular function (GO): RNA binding; protein binding
Source: RefSeq, a predicted model, not a curated record
UGUGGAUGCCCGCCUGGAAAGAGAGCUGAUGCCACAUAAACCAAAGAUGGAACUGGUUGGACGGUUAUAAGAACAAAAGACCAGAAAAGAAAUGGAAGAAAAAUUGAAAAAACGUCCAAAAAAGUUGGUUAUAUCAGUAAAGUCGUAUUUUUUUUUAUCUCAUUAAUGUCGCUUCAUGUAUUGCUCACCGUAACUUUAAAGUUUCGACGCCGGAAAAUGUAAUGUCAAUAAUUAAAUUUAAUUUCUUUUAAGAAAGGGAUUAGUACCAAUAUGAAAAUUGGCGCCUUUACCUUCCAUAAAUAUUUAACAAAAAGUUGUCCAGAAAAAACCUGGAAGAAGAAGGUGACCCAUGAAUUAUGCAUAAGCUCAAACACAACAUCCUCUUCAACCCUCUAAAACAGCCGCCAUUUCGCUACUCCGCCGCCUCUUCCACCACCACCACCACCACCACCAAGUCCUUCAAUGCCACCCUCCACCGUCUUUCCUCAGAAGGUUCACAUCAUCAUGCUUUACUCACAUACAACUCCAUGCUCAACUCCUCUGUACCUCCUGACCCUUUCACUUUCCCCACUCUCCUCAAAGCCUGCAUUUCUCUUAACCUCCUCCCCCACGGCCUUUUGCUACACCAACACGUAAUCGUUAAUGGGUUUUCUUCUGAUCCUUAUAUCGGGUCAUCCUUGAUUAGUUUUUAUUCUUCUUUUGGGCUUACAGAGCAUGCACACAAAGUGUUUGAUACAAUGCCUGAGAGGAACAUUGUCCCGUGGACGACUGUUAUUGGUUAUUAUGCACGAACUGGUGAAUUUGAGCAUGCUUUUUACCUGUACAAAUCUAUGUUAAACGAAGGAAUAAAGCCGACUUCUGUUACCUUUUUGACUCUGCUUUCUGGAGUAUCAGAGAGCAUUCAUGUGGAGUGUUUGCAUGCUUGUAUAGUAAAAUAUGGUUUUAUGGGUCACAUUGCUUUGUUGAAUUCUAUGCUGAAUGUGUAUGGUAAAUGUGGAAGAAUUGAGUAUGCUAGGAAGUUAUUUGAGUGGAUGGAUGAAAAGGAUACUGUUUCUUGGAACUCUUUGGUUUCAGGGUAUUCUUUAGUGGGGAACACAAAAGAAUUAUUGACGCUUAUGUAUAGAAUGAGGUCAGAAAAUACAUGGCCUGAUUAUCAAACAUAUGGGGCAUUGCUUUCUUCCAUUGCAAAAGAGGGUAGUGCUGAAUUUGGAAAAGUGGUGCAUGGACAGAUAGUUGCUGCUGGAUUUGAAUUAGAUGUGCAUCUUCAGACAUCACUUAUGUUUAUGUAUUUAAAAUGUAGGAACAUGGAUUAUACGUUUAAGAUUUUCGAGCGAGCAACAGAUAAAGAUGUAGUUUUGUGGACAACUAUUAUAUCAGGACUUGUUCAGAAUGAACGUGCAGACAGAGCACUUGAAAUGUUUCAUAGCAUGUUGUAUAGUAGAACUGAACCUUCUACAACUACCAUAGCAAGUGCACUUGCAGCUUGUGCUCAAUUAGGUUCAUUGAAAGUAGGAACUUCUAUACAUGGCUAUAUGUUGAGGCAAAGAAUAGCCAUUGACACUCCGGCCCAAAAUUCUCUUAUCACUAUGUAUUCAAAAUGUGGCUAUUUGAAGCAAGCUCUUAUCGUUUUUCAUAUGAUAAAAAACAGAGAUGUGGUCUCCUGGAAUGCAAUUGUUGCAGGAAAUGCCCAGAACGGGCAUUUAUCAAUUGCCUUGCAUCUGUUUAAUGAAAUGAGGAUAGCUCAUCAAAGACCUGAUUCAAUAACAGUGGUUUGCCUUCUUCAAAUUUGUGCCUCAAUUGGAGCAUAUCAGCAAGGGAAGUGGAUCCACAAUCUUGUUGUAAGGAGCUAUCUUGAACCUUGCGUUAAGAUAGGUACGGCUUUGGUUGAUAUGUACUGCAAAUGUGGUGACUUAGACAGUGCAAGGAAGUGUUUUGACAGGGUCACAGAACGUGAUCUCAUUUCAUGGAGCACAAUUAUUUCUGGAUAUGGCAGUCAUGGUGAAGGGGAGACUGCCCUGGCGUUGUAUAUGGAGCUUGUGCAAAGUGGUCUUACACCAAACAGUGUUAUUUUCUUAUCUGUUCUUUAUGCAUGUAGUCAUAAUGGACUUGUGGACCAAGGUUUGAACUUGUUUGAUACUAUGGCAAGGCAUUUUAAGAUUGAACCUGAACUCGAACAUUGUGCAUGUAUAGUUGACCUACUUUGUCGAGCCGGUAGGGUGAAAGAUGCAUACAACUUCUAUAAGAUGAAAUUUCCAGAACCAAUGGCCAAUGCUUUGGGUAUAGUUCUUGAUGCUUGCAAAACAAAAGCCCUGGAAGAACUUAGGGAUGUUGUUGCUAAAGAAAUCUCAGAGUUAGAUCAUGAGGACGCUGGAAGGUAUGUGCAAUUGGCUCAUAGUUAUGCUUCAUUGGCCCAGUGGGAUGGCGUUGGUAAGACCUGGGUCCAGAUGAGAGAACUUGGGCUCAAAAAGCUUCCUGGUUGGAGUUUUAUUGACUUACAUGGAGUGAUAACAACUUUUUUCAUGGGCCAAACCUCUCAUCCUCGGCAGGAAGAUAUAAUGUUGGUUCUGAAGAAUUUGAACGAGGAGAUUAGUGAAAGGGUAAUCAUGUCAAACAUAGAGAAUAUAUCAUAAGUGCUUAUGUACGACAUCUUCUCCCUGCUGUUUUUCCUUUGGGGAUCACUGAUGUCAAACACUUGGUGAAACUUAGGUAGAAACUGAGAGGAGAUACCUGACAGUAAAUGUCAAUUUGUUCAGGAUGUCAUUGUGGUACUAGAUAUUGAGCAAGGAAAUAUCAGUUUAAUAAGAGAGCAAGCCAGGAACCCAGGAAGUGUUACAACUACUAACUGCAAAUCCACCGCAUGUGGAUGCCUAUAAGAGAGUGACAGAAGAAUGUUAUACACAGAGCAUUUUUCAUGGAGAGUGAUUGCAAAUCAGCUUAACCGUUUGGCUGAGGAAAACCAUUGAGAGUUUUUAUUUUAAGUUAAUACAAGUGGGGAAGAAAGAAGGAAAAAACAAUUGUGAUUGGCAUCCCCUGUUGAAGCUAAAUCCGGAGUUGAACCAGAUGGGUGUGUUGAACUCAUCAAACAUGCAACUACAAACUGCCCUUAUCUUGAAUUCUGUAGCCUGUUGACCAUUGGAAUGCCAGAUUAUACGUCAACUCUUGAGAACUUUAAGACUUUUAGCAAGUCAUAGAAGCGAGGUCUGCAAGGCACUUAGAAUAUCUGAAGAACAUUGUGAGCUGUCAAUAGGCAUGUUUGUCGACUUUGAACUUACUUGAAAUUCAUCGUCAGAAUUGCCUGCGGAGAUCUUGUCAGUGAUAUUCAAUUCCAACUUUCCUCCUGCUUCCAAUCUGUUGACUCUUCCUGCAGUUACUCGUCAUUCUAUGCUUCGCCUAUGACCCCCUUAAGGAAUCUAAGAUUUUAUAUUAAGGAGCAGUUGGUCUAAUGCUAUUAUAUUAGGUUGAGAUGGGCAGUACAAAUGAUUGAAUUGGAUCUACUAUUUGGGGCAAGGGAGUUUCCAAAGAAGCAACCGAACUAGGUUGAUGCACAUAUUGUAGUGAAAGAACCCGAGGAAAUCUGGAGCAUUUAACACAUUACCUCAGGUCACGCAUUGUGGAAAACAUUUUACACUUAGGUCAGGUGUUCAAUAGAUACUAGCCUUCGUUAGGUGUCUAAAUGGCAAAAAUUGACAAGUAUAUAGGGUUGCAUAUUUAUUCAGCCCUCUUUAUUUAUACCAUGCUACUUCAGCCUCACUGGUGGGAAAGGGCAUCAAACUUUCCUGUCUCCAUUCAAUUGAUAUUAUAGUCAGUUCAUUUUAUUUUAUUUU